Fusarium coffeatum is the source of this 1140-nucleotide messenger RNA. RefSeq lists its product as uncharacterized. The record is from RefSeq and is a predicted model, not a curated record. The coding region runs from base 1 to 1140 and encodes 379 amino acids. NCBI's taxonomy places the organism in Eukaryota, Fungi, Ascomycota, Sordariomycetes, Hypocreales, Nectriaceae. The transcript is spliced from 4 exons. Gene Ontology annotation, molecular function: dioxygenase activity.
AUGGACUCAGUUUUAGCAGAACCGUCUAUGAAUCUGCCCGUGAUAGACCUCGAUGUCUAUCUCAACAACCCUAUCGACUCGGAGGCCGUGCAAGAAGAAUGCCGCAAAGCAGCCAGCGCCCUCAUUACCUACGGCGCUCUUGUACUUCACGAUAGCCGUGUCUCUGAGGAAGACAACUCAACUUUUCUUGAUAUCCUUGAGGACUACUUCGCACAACCCACAGAAGUCCUCAAGAAAGAUGAAAAGCCUGAGCUGAGCUACCAAAUUGGUGUCACUCUAGAAAAUACCGAAAAGCCCAAGUGUGCGGUUGAUGAGCCAUGCCUAGAUGUCAUACAGAGACUUGACCCAUCGCAAAGGCCGCUGGAUAUUACAGCGCAUUCCCCCGACCCAAAAUGCAGAUUCUUCUGGAGGAUGGGCGAGCAGCCGCCUUUUGAGACUGAGUUCCCUGGUUUGAACGCCGCAAAUGUCGUGCCCGAAGCCCCUCACAUCAGGGACCGUUGGGAGCCAGCCAUGAACCAAUGGGGUACAUCCAUGAAAAGCGCUGUCUCUAAGCUCGCGGAAAUGGCCGCUGUUGGCCUUGAUUUGCCGGCUCAAUUCUUCAGUGACGCCGGAAAAUAUGGCCCUCACCUUCUUGCUCCAACAGCCUCAGACUUGAACAAAUAUGGCCAGAAGGAUACUAUCCUGGCCGGCUUCCAUACUGACCUCAACUUUCUCACUAUCCACGGGCGCUCCCGCUACCCAGGCCUUCACAUCUGGGCUCGCAACACCGGAAGCCGUAUUGCCGUAAAGAUUCCACCCGGAAACUACCUCUUAGUCCAAGCGGGUAAACAGCUUGAGCAUAUCACAGGCGGACUCAUCAAGGCCGGUUUCCAUGAGGUUAUUGUUAAUGAGAAAACGAUCGAGACAAUAGAAAAAAGGAAGCGCGAGGUCCCUGACAGGCCUCUUGUGAGGAUAUCCAGUACCUUGUUCUGGCACCUGGGGAGUGACAUUGAUCUCACGCCUGUGCCCAACCUCGUGGCGAGAGCCAAGGAAGUCAGAGAGCGCCAGAAAGAAUUGGGAAGAGAUGAGGGACGCGAGACCGAAUACCCUUCUAUGAAGGUUGGCCACCAAGUGCAGGCCGAGUUCGCAGGCGGACAUUAG